This is a messenger RNA of Penicillium manginii, 2136 nucleotides long. RefSeq lists its product as uncharacterized. The coding region runs from base 1 to 2136 and encodes 711 amino acids. The transcript is spliced from 5 exons. The record is from RefSeq and is a predicted model, not a curated record. NCBI's taxonomy places the organism in Eukaryota, Fungi, Ascomycota, Eurotiomycetes, Eurotiales, Aspergillaceae.
AUGUCCGACCCUUUCUCCAUUACCGGCAGCGCGGUCGGGGUCAUUUCUCUCGGUCUGUCUGUUUGCGGCGAGAUCGCCCGCUAUGCUCGAAAUGUGCAGGGCCAAACUGAUGAUAUGAAACACCUUGCAACAAAAGCCACCAACAUUCGUUCAUUGCUGAGAGGCUUAGACGGGUUGAUCGAUGAAACGAGGAGUGAUUCACCAGAAGUUGCCGCAGAUCUCGAGUCAAAGGCACUUGGUCUACAAGUAUACCUGGAUAGACUGAAAAGGCCGAUUGACCAGUUCAAUGAAGCUCAAGUUGCGACAACGAGUGUGCGUUCACGAGCUCGAUCGACGUUGAACAAGGCGAUGUAUCAUUUCAAAAAGGAAGAGCUCUUUGAAGUUCGAGAUUGUCUGCAUAGUAUGGAACUAGAUCUAACCACAGCACUGAAUGUGCCUGGAUUACCGGAUCUAACGGCCCGCGAGCUUUCGGAAGAAGUCGAUAAUUGGAUUCCCUUACUCCAGCGUGCUGCUGAAGAAGGGAAGAUGAGGCUUUCUGAUGAAAUAUUCCUCUAUGAAUCCUCCCUUUCUGCGAUGGACUUCACUUUUUACUUUCUUGUUCCGUUCAAUCUAGAUACAUUUCCGGGAAUUCGCAAAUUCGUCACGUAUAUGCUGGAUCACAAUGUCACUACGAAUUAUCGGAAUGCAUCCUCACCUUUACGCAUGCUAUGCCAUGCAUAUAUUUGGACCGAACAAGAACUUGAUCUGGCCUCUUAUAUCAUCGAAAAAUGCGGACCGAUAAACUGGGCCCCGCGGUCAUGGAUCGAAAAGAUAAACAUGCAAUGUCUUCUGCGCAGGCAUGACGAUUCUAUCGAUCUGCCCUCUGAAUUCUUAGCAGUUCUUCGAGAAUCAGAGACAGAUUUACAAGGCCUUCUCGAGUCAAAACUGGCGCCUUCCAAAGAUAGCCUGAAUGGGAUUACGUUGAUUCAGGUGGCAAUGGGAUGGCCAGUCGGUGUCAAAUUACUGAUGAAAGCGCAACCAGGAAUCCGAAUACCCGAAUCAUACCAUGCAGGCUCCGGUAUCAACGACGAAGAAACCAAGAUUGAUGAAUAUGUCGAAUGUUCUAAUAUCUUACUCGGGACCGGAUACCGAAUUUCAAACUUUGACAUUGUCUAUAACUCCUCUAACAUGGUACGAUCUAUAUUUAUCCAAGAGCUAGCAAAAAGGCGUAGGAAGCUUCUGGAUAUUGCGGAAGCACACAUCCAUCCUGGUGAAUUAUGUGAUCUCAGGAAAGGAGAGACCGGGCUCCCUGAUGCAUAUGCCACUGCACUAUGGGCUGCAUUGAUAUCUAAGGGACAUGAAAUGGAUCAAUCAUUGCGGCCUUUUGAGGAGAGGUCUCUCUUCUGCGGGUACGACAUUUCCCCUGUCAGUCUGGAUAAAAUAUAUGAGGCUGGAUUUAUAGACUUUGAUCUACCGCUCGAAGGAGAGUAUACGCCAUUAAUGGGCCACUGCGCAUACAUAUAUGGCUAUACGGACCUUGAGAGGAUUGCAUGGAUGAUUUCAAAAGGAGCAAGCAUUUUUCGGACUCUGCCCGGGUCAAAUUCUACAACUUUACACUUGCUCAAUACUAUGCGGGAUGUGAUCUUUGGUUUGCAUCUGGGUAGGGAACGAAACAUUAGCCAGGCUGCAUCCUCCUUUCGGUGGUUUCUUGAGAUCAUGAUUGAUCACAACCAGUCCAAGCUCGAGGUAUGCCACGCAAUUAUCAGAAAUCUCACGUUUGAUGGGCUAAGUCUGAGUCACACAUGUUGCACCGAGAUCCGGUGGUUCCCUCCUUGGAAGCAUGUCCGUGACGAAUCCGACCUUCAGGAAAUCAGAGAAGAGCAGACAGUCCCUCUUGAGAGGUUUGAAAAGCUUGUAUCUGAAUUUGACGCUCAGUUUGAUGCCCUUGGGCUUCCGUUGAUGGAUUUCCUGCAGGAGAUUUGGUAUGAGCGAAUGAUUAAAUUCCUUUCAGAACGCGACAAAUAUGACCUCGAGCACAACGAAGAGACCCGAAAACUCGGGAUCUCUUUGGAGGUGGAUGAGAUUGAAAUACCUCUUGUUGUUCAAUACAUUUGUGACCAGGUCAGGGUUGUUGAGAGUGACUGUGAGGAUUCGUGA